AUGGAUCCGUUGUCACCAGUAUGCCGUGAGCUGGCCUCGCCUGGCAUCUUCCAGCCUGUACUAUCUGUCCUGAUCAUCAUUGGCAUCCUUGUUUCCUAUCUACCCCAACAUAUUCGAAUAAUCAAACGACGAAGCUCCUUCGGCAUAUCACCUUAUUUUGUCCUACUCGGCACCACAUCUGGUACAUCUGCAUUUGCCAACAUUCUGGUCUUCCCAAAAACUGCUCAAGAAUUUGCUUGCUGCAAGGAGAUCGACGGGAUGGCCUGCUUCGCAGGGCUCCUGGGUGUUUUCCAAAUGGGAACACAGUGGUUAAGUUUCUUUUUUAUCCUCCUCCUCUUCGUAAUUUAUUUCCCCAGGGCUACCUCCCCCACUGAUCCAGUCGAAUCCGUUUCAUCAAACUCCAGUGGCCCGACUUACCGCACUGCUCUUUCAAUCACUGCGAUCUGCCUCUUCCAUGUACUUGUUACAUUGAUCCUGUCGGUGGCAUUCGCACUCCGCCAACCCGCCGCUCUCUCGGCGUGGGCGAACUUCCUCGGCAUCUUAGCUGCGGUUCUUGCCUCUAUUCAGUACUUCCCGCAGAUCUACACAACUCUCCGUUUGCGAUGUGUAGGAAGUUUGAGUAUUCCAAUGAUGUGCAUCCAGACACCUGGAAGUCUAGUCUGGGCUGCUAGUCUGGCGGCGCGUGAAGGACUCAAGGGCUGGAGUAUUUGGGGAGUAUUGGUGGUGACGGCUUGUUUGCAAGGUACGCUGUUGGUAAUGGCAAUCUAUUUCGAAUACUUUGCACCAGAUAGCAAACACAAGGGAAGCGUUGACGAGGACUCGGGUGUGCAGGAUGGUCCAUCAAAUGGGGCUGUGCCAUCGUCUGAGAGAACCGAGACACCGGGACGGGAGCCUGUGUCUGUGGAGUACCCUUCUGAAGAGACUCCACUGCUACAGAGUCGAUAA
Penicillium verhagenii is the source of this 945-nucleotide messenger RNA. Its product is annotated as PQ-loop repeat-containing protein. The transcript is spliced from 3 exons. Bases 1 to 945 code for a protein of 314 amino acids. The record is from RefSeq and is a predicted model, not a curated record. Lineage: Eukaryota; Fungi; Ascomycota; Eurotiomycetes; Eurotiales; Aspergillaceae.